Molecule: messenger RNA, 891 nt
Organism: Pelagomonas calceolata
Lineage: Eukaryota; Pelagophyceae; Pelagomonadales; Pelagomonadaceae
Source: the annotation of a GenBank genome assembly
GCAAGCUGCCGGAUUCGAACAAUCGCGCCGAGUUGCCCGCAGACGGGCAGCCAUAAACGUAGGACGGCACCUGUCGGCUCCCUGUGCACUGCCCUUACAGGUUUGGGCUGCCCAAGGGCUUAGGCCUAGUCUCUAAGGCCAGAGCACCAUGGCCAGAGUCGUGGAGCUCGAGGUCAUCAAGGGGCUGCCCGUCUCGCCGGUCCGACCUAUCAGUGUAGACAAGCCGCCGCCCCCGGCGCCUGUCGCUGAUGCCAAGCCCGCAGUGGUUGUGAACCGCGGGCUGCCCGGCCCCGGCAUCCUCCCCGCGCCCGCCGCGAAUGAAUACAAGCGCACGCAGCCGCCCGCGGGCCGCGUGCAGAUGGCCAAGAGUAACGAAGCGUCGAAAGCUACAAUGGCGACGCAAGCCGCGACGGCGGCCGGCGAAGAGAUCAAGAACACGACGAGCUCCGCGGGCCCGAAGAUCAAGUUCCAGCACGGCCCGCGGCGAAAACCGCUCCGGGGCGGCGGGACCGUGCCCGCCCUGGCGCUGCCCUCUCAAUCAUUAUCGCACCAGGCCAACGUGCCGCCCGGCGCCACCGGCGACUUCGCGCUGCCGACGGCCGAGGACAUCGCCUUGGCGUCCGCGCGCGACUCGACGAAGCGCGAGACGUCGCGCGCCUCCGAGGUCGAGGCCGUGCGCGCGCGCGUCGCGGCGACGCGCCUGAAAGCUUUACAGAGCGCCUCGAACCAGCUCACGCCGCGCGUCCCGGCGCGGCCCAAAACCCCGAAGGAAAUAGCCAUCGCGCGCUGCGGCAACGUGAGCGCGCUCAUUUCGAGCGACUCGGACUCGGACGUCGGGGACCAGGACGACCAGGCGGGCGGCUAGUGCGUCCAGUUAAGCACUUCACGUUA